UAGAGGGACUUAAGCAUCUCCCCCUUCUCUUCUCGAGAAGAACAUCGCAGGUCCGAUCCUUCCUCUCUUCGUUGUAUUAGUUGGCUGAUUCCCAUCUACGACAACCGGAGAGAUUCGUAGCAGCUCUUGCCGCCUUCAUCUACGUCUUCUCCAGAAGAACAGAACCGGAGAAGGAGCCAGGAGCGGAUGGAGGGAUUUAGGUGUACCUCCCUGUGAUGGUGUUUGUAUUUGUUUAUCACUGGGUUUGCUACUGCUCUUAGUCGCCAUCUGGAUUUAGUUUCCGCCAUCGACGUCCUGGUCCAGUUGGAAGAACUACAGCGACCUAUCUACGAGGAGUCUGAUAUCUAUUUGGAGAUUAUCUCAUAGCCAUCACGGGUGCUUGAGUGCUACAUAAUCUUUCUUGUAUGUAGGUUCACACAUAAGAACAGAUUUCAAUCACAUUGGAAGCUCAAUGCCUGUAGACAGAGGAGGAAACCCUCAAUGGAUCCCUGGUCUCCACCCAGACAAUAAUACCCAGAAAGCACAGCUUCCCGGACUGCUACCACUGUUCCCUGGAGACGCCAGUUGCAUCAUUAUAUCCUGAUUGGACAAGCUCUCUUCUGGCUUAUUAUAGUGCUGCUGCUACACCUCUCUUCUUUUCAUCAACUGUUGCUUCUCUUACUCCCCAUACCUAUAUGUGGGGAGGCCAGGUGAUUUAUGCCUAUUCAAAUCAUUAAUUAAUGUUAUACAUAAAUUUUCACACAUCUUAAAUGGUUUAACAUGGAGGUAACACUUAAUCUGCUUGUGUUGUGUUUCUAAUUUAGCCUCUAAUGUCGCCAUAUGGGACUCCGGUUUCAUAUCCUGCUAUGUAUACUCGUCGUGUAUUCUAUACCCCCUUUUUAUUAAUAUUUUAAAAAAUAGUAUAGCAAAGGCAUCGUUUGGUUAGAAAAAACCGAUGCUAAUACUCUUUUCUUUUAAAUUAAUAAAAUAGCUAAGGCAUCAGUUGUUUAGAAACAACCGAUGCUAAUACUCUUUUUUUAAAAUUAAUAAAAUAGCAAAGGCAUCGGUUGUUUAGAAACAACCGAUGCUAAUACUCUUUUUUUUAAAUUAAUAAAAUAGCAAAGGCAUCGGUUGUUCAGAAACAACCAAUGCUAGUACUCGUUUUUUAAAAUCAAAAAAAUAGCAAAGGCAUAGGUUGUUUUUGAACAACCGAUGCUAAUACUCUUUUUUUUUAAAAUUUAUAAAAUAGCAAAGGCAUCGGUUGUUUAGAAACAACCGAUGCUAAUACUCUUUUUUUAAUAAAAUAACAAAGGCAUCAGUUGUUUCCGAAGCGAUCCAAUUGAAUUGGACCAAUUGCAUCACUUGUAUUUACAUCGGUACAAAACCGAUGCUAAAGCUAUAAAACAAUCGGUGCCUUUGCCCUUUUAUGUACUAGUGACACAUGCUCAAAGUUAACUAUGGGUUUGCAGCACUCUUUUUCAAAAAUGCUUAGACUAUGCUGCUAUCUAUCGCCUUCUGCGUCGAAGCUCUUGCCCCUCCCAACUUGCAGAUUCGCAAAGGUCAAGUUUUUCCGGGUAAGGGCGUUUGGAACGGCGGCCCCGAUCGCCGCAGAGAAGAACGGCGGCGACACCUUCUUCGCGGAGGAAGACGUUUCUUGGAAGUCUCUCGGCGUCUCUGACCGCCUAUCCCAGUCUUUAUCUAGUAUUGGGUUUCAGAGGCCAUCUCUCGUUCAGGCUGCUUGCAUACCAAAUAUAUUGUCUGGAGCUGAUGUGGUGGUUGCUGCCGAGACUGGUAGUGGCAAAACCCAUGGAUACUUGGUUCCGUUGAUCGAUAAGCUUUCUAAAAGUGGUGGUAUAUCAGGAGGAGGUCUGUUGGAGAGAGAAGCAACAAAGUCCCGUCAACUCUCUCUUGUUCUAUGUCCAAAUGUCAUGCUAUGUGAGCAAGUGGUCAGAAUGGCCAACUGUCUUUGUAACAAUAGUGGCGAACCAUUCCUCAAGGUUGCUGCUGUUUGUGGCCGACAGACUUGGCCAGUGAAAGAACCAGAUGUAAUGGUGUCGACGCCCGCUGCAAUUUUGAAUUAUAUUCACACCGUUGACUCAGAGAAUGGCCACCGCUCUGAUUUUAUACGUAGCUUGACACAUGUGGUUUUUGAUGAGGCAGACAUGCUGCUUUGUGGAAGUUUCCAAAACCAAGUCAUUCGAGUCAUAAAUAUGCUUCGUUUUGAUGAAAAGCAACUGUCCCAUUUAAGCAAUCAUGAAGUUGAGAUGCUGACCAGGCUGAGUCCUGAUUCUCCUUUUGGCUGUGACCAAGAGGAUGUCAAUGGGGACUCGCUAGAAGAUUGCAGCGACAAAGUGGAUGAUGUGGAAGAUGAUUCGAGCGCAACAGAAUCAGAAGUUGACUGCAAGGUUGCCAAGAGAACAGAUUGGCGAAGAGUGAGAAAAACAUAUGAGAGAAGUAAGCAGUAUAUUUUUGUUGCUGCAACACUUCCAGUGAAUGGGAAGAAAACUGCCGGAGGAGUCUUAACACGAAUGUUUCCUGAUGCAUGCUGGGUCAGUGGAAGCUACCUCCAUUGCCACAACCCAAGGUUGAAGCAGAAGUGGAUUGAAGUUACAACAGACACACAGGCCGAUGCUUUAAUAGACUCUGUGAAAAAUGGAACCCAAUCCUCUGGAACACUUAGAACCAUGGUGUUUGCAAACACUGUUGAAGCCGUGGAAGCUGUAGCCAAGAUCUUGACGCGGGUUGGGAUCGAGUGUUUCUGCUACCACCGCAAUUGUUCCCUAGAGGAGCGCGCAGAAAGGCUCGCUGGCUUUCAACAGAGAGGCGGUGUUUUUGUUUGCACAGAUGCUGCUGCCCGUGGUCUUGACGUUCCUAAUGUUUCUGACGUUAUUCAGGCAGAAUUUGCAACAUCUGCUGUAGAUUUCUUGCAUCGGGUGGGUCGUACUGCUAGAGCCGGACAACCUGGGCUUGUGACCAGUCUCUAUACUGAAUCUAACCGGGAUCUUGUGGCUGCUGUUCGUCGAUCUGAAAACACGGGUGAACCAGUGGAGAAGGCCUUUAGUCGAAAAAGAAGCUUCAGAAAUAAACUUAAGAAGAGAGGUUCCAUCAAUAAGAAUGUAGCUGAAGAGCCUCUUCUCUCAUUAUGACAACAAAACAAACAAACACAGAGGUAAGAAUCUCUAAUACACACACACAGAGACACAUACAUUAAUGAUUGGUCAACAGCAGCAACAAGAAGAGAGGUGUUGCUUUUAUUACAGGUAGCAGGAAGAAGAAGAAGAGAGAUAGAGAGGAGCAAAAGGAGGGGGGGGGGAUUGUAGGGUAGGGGUCCCUGGGAGUUAAGGGCACUUGGGCUGGUUGCCAUGUGUGGUCAUGUCAGUGUAGCACCUUGCUGCAGAGGUGGCGGUUGCCAAAGGUGCCAGGUGGGAUGCACUUGCACCUAGUGCAGCAGGUCCCACAUGCUCUACUGCACACAUUUGGCCUUGAAU
This is a messenger RNA of Cuscuta campestris, 3467 nucleotides long. The record is from the annotation of a GenBank genome assembly. Lineage: Eukaryota; Viridiplantae; Streptophyta; Magnoliopsida; Solanales; Convolvulaceae.